Molecule: messenger RNA, 2584 nt
Organism: Orbicella faveolata
Lineage: Eukaryota; Metazoa; Cnidaria; Anthozoa; Scleractinia; Merulinidae
Product: purine nucleoside phosphorylase-like
Biological process (GO): nucleoside metabolic process
Cellular component (GO): cytoplasm
Molecular function (GO): purine-nucleoside phosphorylase activity
Source: RefSeq, a predicted model, not a curated record
GACUUUACAAAAACUUAUGUUGAUCCGUCACGUUUACGCGUAUGAAUAUUAUCACAGGUCACGGUGCUCACGAACACAAACGUCACGUGUUCUACUAAUCUGUCACGGUGCUGUCACGGGUAAUGAACUGUCACUUAGUUCACACCCCCACGAUUACCUAAUUUGGCAAGCGAACGCACAGACGAAGGACGGAGAGCACCCGAACACUCAACGGUACGACCGAAAGGCGAAAACACGGAAAAUUUAGAGACAUCUUUCUCGUCAGCUGAAGUACAAGAUGACUGAGAACUCAGAGCGAAGAUUUGAAUUCAGCCAUGAAUAUGACACUGUUGAAGAAAUCUGUAAAACAAUUCUUAAUCAGACGGCACAUAGACCUACCAUUGGUAUCAUAUGUGGGACAGGCUUAUCAUCACUAGGAGAUAUUGUUGAUGAUAAAGUUUGCAUUCCGUAUGAGAAAAUCAAGCAUUUUCCUAAAAGCACAGUUCAAGGACAUGCUGGACAGUUUGUAUUAGGCACUCUUAAAGGCAAAUCUGUGGCAAUGAUGCAGGGGCGCACACAUUUGUAUGAAGGAUACACAGUUGGACAGAUCACUCUUCCUGUGCGUGUCAUGGUUCAUCUUGGUAUCAAGACCCUCAUUGUCACCAAUGCUGCAGGAGGACUUAAUCAGAGUUACAAUGUUGGUGAUAUUAUGAUUGUCAAGGACCAUAUUAAUCUGGCUGGACUCACUGGAGAGAGUCCCUUGAGGGGUGUUAAUGAUGAGAGGUUUGGCCCCAGAUUUCCAGCCCUGUCUGAUGCUUAUGACAGGUCUCUUGUUAAAACUGUUCUCCAAACGGCCCAAGACUUGGGCUAUAAACACUUUGUUCGAGAAGGAGUUUACGCUGCUCAGGUCGGACCUGCAUUUGAGACUCCAGCUGAAUGUCGAUUCUUAAGUAUGGUUGGGGCAGAUGCAGUUGGAAUGAGCACAGUUCAUGAGGUGGUGAUAGCAAGGCAUGCCGGGAUCAAAGUUUUGGGAAUCUCAUUAAUCACUAAUGUUGCUGUCAUGGGUUAUGGUGAGAAUGGUACUGCUGCUAAUCACAUGGAGGUGCUAGAAACAGGAAAGAAAAGAUCUGCCGACAUGCAGAAAUUGGUGUCAACUGUUGUGGGAAAAAUUGAAACUGAAAAAUAGUUUAAAUUAACACACUUACAUGUAUUUAGGGUAAAAAACUGAUUGUUUUUAGUGUAACAUUUUCUCACAAUUCACUGGCUGAGGGGUAUAUGCAGGGGAUGGGUGAGUGGGUGGUGUGGUUUGACAUAUCUUGUAAUUUGUGAAUACAUAGAAUUCAUUUGGAGUGAGCUCAAGUGCACUUAGCAUGUUUGAAAAAAAAACAUUGUGUCUGUAUAAAUCUGUGGAGCCUAGGUUGUUAAAAAAAAUUAUUCUUUUAUAGCUUUUCUGUGCCUAGGGCAUGAUUUGGAAACAGUUACCUUAACUGGUUAAAACUGGUUAUAACUGGUUACAACCAGUUAUAACUGGUUACAUACCUGCCAACUUUUUGCAAGUUGCAAAGACAUAAGAUUUUAUCCUGGGAGUGCCAGGAUUUUGUAAGAUGACCCAUUCAUAACCAAAGACGUUCUAAAUUAUAAUAAUUUCUGAAGUUAUAUUUUGCCAAGACCUGAUUUUGCCAGUACUUUUCUGUUCUAACAUUGGAGAAUCUGGAUACAGGUACAUACAGUCAUUGGACUUUUCUUUAUAAUAAGUUACUAACAGUGAUAUUCUGCAUAAAUUUGUCAAAUUUACAGUACAUGUAUUUCAGGCAAGGAGUUGGCAGGUGUAUUCUUCGAGUGUCUCUUAAACUAUACAUUAAGUUUGUAAACAUUUGGUUGUAGGGAGUGUGGUCAGGGGAAGGCCACUUAGCUCUCGUUAUGGCUUGCCACUACUAGGAGAACACUAAACCUUAUAGUGGCACACUGCUCAACAGUUAUCAUGUCACCACAAACUAAGAUAUGAAAGUUAGAAGUACCACUGACAGGCAAUCGAAUCAGAAGGUUUGAUUUUGGGAGUUUAAGGUGAGCACCUGGUCCAGUGUUGUUCCUGUAGAAGGGUCCCUUAGUACUUUCUAUUAUGAAUGAGAAAUUGAUUGUAACAGUAGUCCUUAGGUGGGGUGGUUACUGUAUGAAAUGCACCAACACAUGAACAAUUUGAUCUCAACCAAAAGGAGUAAGGCUCUCCGGGCAACUGAGAAGUUCCAUCCCAUAAAUAGGGCUACACCUAAGGGCAAUGAUUCAAUUCUGUUGAACAAUUUUCAUAUGGUAACUAUUAAAUUUGUCUAUAGAAUUUCUGUGGAGCAAUGUGAAAUAUUUUUAAGGGGGACUCUCCUUUGGUGCGUUGAAAGGGUAAUUUUUACAAUUAGACUAGAACUGUACAAGAUAGUAACAUGCAAGAACUUGAAAGUAAUUUUAGUUAUAUUACUGACAAUUAUUAAUUAAAAGUAAUCUUACCAUAUGGCUCAUAUUUGUAGCCAAUAUAAUGUGCAAGUGGUUGACUAAUUCUAGGGCAUUAUUUAGCUCUUAUUAACCGAGCUGGAGGUCUGUAUGGGAGAAUCUUGAC